AUGAGCUCCGGUCUGGUCCCGCGGGACGGGACGCGCGACGAGCAAAACCCCAUGCUCGGCGUCAGAUCAUCGUCGGAGACUGACGUGGAGGACCGCCUGCUUCCCGGCUCAGCCGACUACGGCGAGAAGGGUCAAUACAGACGCCAUGCGGGCCGUAAGAAGACGUUCCGAUGGAUCAUGGCCCUCACUUGCGUGUCUAUCCUGACCCUCAUUCCCUUCAUUUUUGCCCAAUUCUUCAACGUGCAGGCCAAGGAUCGGCCGGCGGAACCCGCCCACGAUGAGGACAACCAUGAGCAAAGUCCGCCGCCGCCGCCGCCACCACCACCGGCGGACCCAGUGCCGGAACUGACGACGACGAUAACGCCAACAUCGACUUCUUCCCUUGUCCCCACGCAAACACCACAAGUGAAGUUGACGCCAGACCAGCAAUUCAACUUGCAGACGGGAUUCGAGGUGUCAAACGUGACGUCGCUGCGGGAAUAUGUGUUCAACAUCACGCGGCAGCAGCACUCACCCGACGGCUAUGAAAAAUCAAUGAUCCUCGUCAACGGACAGUCGCCCGGCCCUCUCAUCGAGGCAAACACGGGAGACACCAUCCGUGUCACGGUGCACAACCAGAUGCUGCAAGAAAGUACCACGAUCCACUGGCACGGCAUUGACCAGAGGAAAUCGGUUUGGAUGGACGGUGUCUUUGGCGUCAGCCAAUGCGCUAUUCCUGCCGGCGAAAGCUUCACGUAUGAGUUCAAUGUUACCGACCAGCGGGGGACAUUCUGGUGGCACGCUCAUGUUUCCGUUCAAGUCACUGACGGGCUCUUUGGGCCAUUGAUCAUCCAUGACCCGGAUGAAAAGAUCCCCCCUGUUGAUGAUGACAAAAUUAUCAUGGUUGGAGACCUCUUUCAUGAGUAUGGAGGCACUCUCCUUACUCAGUAUCUGAGCGCCAAUCCACCGUGGGCCCCAAAGAGGCCCGGCAGGGAGCCUCCCCCUGACAAUGUCAUCAUCAAUGGCAGGAACACGUUCAACUGCUCCAGCAUCGAAGGCGGUGAUGCAAGCAAGGCCAAAUCAGGCGAAGACCACAGCGGUCACAACAUGGAGAACAUGGGAAGCCCCAACACGCCCAGAGAUGCCCCUCCCCCCAAGUGCACAUGGGGCUCACUCUUCAACACACGGGUCAAGAGCGGAUCAACCGCUCGCCUGCGUCUCAUUAACCACGGCACAUCAACCCCCGUCUAUGUGACGGUUGACAAUCACCCUCUGCAAAUCGUCGAGAUUGACGGUGUCGAGGUCGCUCCCAUCGCCACGUCUCGAGUGUAUAUGAACCCCGGCCAGCGCUACUCCGUCCUCGUGAACGCCAACCAGACGGCCGGAAACUAUCUCAUUCGUGCCGACGCCGCGGUUCGAUGCUUCCACAUGUCCCACAAGAACCAUAACUCGGGAAUGAUGCACGCCACGCCUUUCGGUGCCACCGCCAUCCUGUCGUAUGACGAGACGGACGUCGGCGUUCCGCCGAUUGGUGAGACGUGGGACCUGAGCAGCACCUCGAACCCCGGCAUCGGCAAGGAGCCGUGGGAAGACCGGUGCGAGGAUCUGCCGCACAACCUCCCGAAGCCAGUCAGAAGCAGGCCAGCCUACGACGUUGGUGACAGGAACUACCAUUACUUCACCUUCAAGCAGGAGCGUGUGAACGACGUUGUCCGCACACACGUGAAUGAUACUCUGUAUACACCUCUGACGGACGACGCGUCGCUGUGGAAAUUCAUGCAGCAGGACAUUACGCCUGAGAACCUUAACUCGCCUCAAUCAAAACUGGACUUUGGCAAGGAUCAGUUUGUCUUGGUGUCUAGGGAUGACAAAGCUGCGCAAAUCGUGGUGAACUCUGACGCUAUGAUGUGGUACAAUUUCCAAGUCAUUGGCUGGGGCAACGGCCUCUUCGGAGCCAGCGAGACUACGUGGAACUUUGACAACCCAAUGCGGCGUGACACGAUUACGAUUCCAGGAUACUCGCAUCUGGUGAUCCGCAUAACAGCAGACAACCCAGGUGUUUGGGCGUUUCAUUGCCAUUAUCUUUGGCACGCUGAAGCUGGCAUGUUCGUCUCCAUCGCUCAGCGGAUGGGCGAGCUCGCGGAUAUGCUGGGCACGUUGGACGCCACCGGCGAUGCUGGUGCCAUCAGGAAGAAAUUCUGCCCCGUGGCCAAAGCACAGCCCGAUCAGACCGGGGCACCCAAGCCGCCGCGGUUGCUUUGA
Molecule: messenger RNA, 2241 nt
Organism: Colletotrichum orchidophilum
Lineage: Eukaryota; Fungi; Ascomycota; Sordariomycetes; Glomerellales; Glomerellaceae
Product: multicopper oxidase
Exons: 7
Coding region: 1-2241 (746 amino acids)
Molecular function (GO): oxidoreductase activity; copper ion binding
Source: RefSeq, a predicted model, not a curated record